GGGUUAGUAGAAGUCACCGCUCUCCAUCGCACAACUUUUUAAUCGCGCCCCUGUGCUGCGGUCUUUGCGCCUGAGGGCGGGCAACGCGACACACGUAGCCGUUAUGGCCAGGAGCGGUGUGCGCAGGCGUGUAUAUCGGGUCUCGGUGCAGCAGGCGCACGCACCCCGUCGUCGCGUAGCGUCGCGGUUCGAGCAACAGAGUGCUGUGUAUACACCCCCGCCCACGUAUUAUUUUGUGCGGUCAGCCCGAAGUCAGCCAGCCAGCCAGCCACGCUUCCUCCGAUCUCGCGAGCGGACGGGGAACCGCCUGGCUUAGGGACAGCCAGGGCGGAUGAUGCAUUCGUUAUUUUACGAGGGGCAACCACGGGCCGCGCUACCGCGCCACGUAAGGAAACUUUAACGUGACACCGCGGACGAGCAUGAUUCUGGCUGGAUCAGACCACUUCUUAGCGGUACCUGUGGAAGCGACUGCAGUUCUGGGUGCCGUUGCUGGUUUCAUAGUCCUACUACUGGCUCUCUUUCUCUACUUAUCCCGGAAGUGGUGCUUCACGCCGCCCUCGUCCACCGCGCUCUUCGGCGGAGUCUGUGUGCCUCUCUGUGAGUCCACCAACAGCUCCACAUCUCAAAUCUCGAAAAACAUAGGGAAGGCAUUCUCCUACUCGGAUCCUGAAACAAGCUCCGAUUCAGAGGAAGACGCCCUACGACGAUUGAAUUCGCGCUCGCAUCCUCCGCCGGAUACGCUGACUAUCCAAGCGGAAGAUGGACCGACCACCAUCGUGGAUGCUGGGACGACUUCCAGCAGCUGCACUGAGGAACACCCUCCGGCAGAUCAACAACAGUGCGUAGUGGAAGUCGGAGCUUCUAGCAUUAUACUCGACAGUAGGGAGCAGGAAAUAGAAGUCGAGCAAAAUGAGCCGACGACUAAUGACGUCAUCAGGACGAUGGGCACAACGACUACAGAGGAAAUCGGCGGUCUGGAAGUCGCUUUCUUAUACGACGCCCCGAUGCGCGAGAUGACAGUUCACGUGCUGCAAGGUCGAAACUAUCCACCCGGCAUCGGCGGCAGCCAGGUACGGCUGGUCCUUUUACCGUCGAAGAAACAGAGACGCAAAACUCGAGUCCGCCAAGGGACGUCCCCGCAGUACAUGGAGAGCUUCUUGCUUCCUCGUGUGAAUCCGGAGGACGUGAAUGCGAUGGGAGUGCGGCUCAGAGUAUAUCUUUGGGGCGGCAGGAUGAUGCGUCGGGAGAGAUUGUUGGGCGAAGCCAGGGUGUCUUUCGACCAGAUCAAUCUCCAACUAGAAACUACCCUCUGGUUGACUCUUCAGCCGCCGCUUUCCUCCUCGGCACAGGAUUGGGGGACCACCAGCAGUCUUACUCGCAGCGACUCCACGGGAUCUCAGCAGUCGGUCCAGUCGUACGCCUCACCUGCCGUACCACCUUACGGCAGCAGCAUGAAGGGCGGCAGUGUCGCGGAGAUUCUAAUCGGUUUGGCAUACAACGGUACGACAGGCCGCUUGUCAGUGGAGAUAAUCAAGGGUUCCCAUUUCCGCGGCGGCGGCGGAAACGACACAAAACCACCUGACACUUACGUGAAGCUGGCCCUGGUCGACAGCAACGGUCACGAGAUGGGCCGGUCGAAGACAGGGCUGAAGCGUGCCCAGCCAAAUCCUCUCUACAAGGAAACUUUCAUAUUUCAGGUUGCUUUGUUCCAACUGGGGGAUGUGACGCUCUUCUUGUCCGUGUAUAAUCGCCGGCGAGGUGGAAUGGGCAGAAAGGGACGGGAGAUGAUCGGCUGGCUCUGCCUCGGUCUCAACAGCUCCGGGUCCGAGGAGUUGCAGCAUUGGAAUGACAUGCGGACGGCGCGCCAGCCGACGCAGGUGCAACGUUGGCACUCGCUGUUGCGCCCUUGAAGCAGCCCUGAGCACGCGCCUGCCACGGAUUGAUGAUUCUCGAAACAGCAGUUCGAGCGCGGACGGACCGGAUUUGAUACUUUGGCAAUUCGCCGAAGGGUAAAGGAGAAAGGGAGAGAUAGAUAGAUAGAGAGAGAGAGAGAGAGAGAGAGAGAGAGAGAGAGAGAGAGAGAGAGAGAAAACGGACGCGCAUUUCCGGGGGGAAGGAACAGCCGCUCUCGCGCGGGGCGGACUUGUCUCGAGAGGGAUCUCGACUACUUUCUCCUUAUCUCGCGGAGAUACUGCCCGGUCAAAGAACAACGGAAGUCAAUACUCCAGUCGAUCUGUCAAUCGCAAGUCGGAUCCCGAACAACGCAAAUGUCCAAUCACGACGUCUCAUAAAGAUACAUCCCGUUGACCUCUUGGAUGUCUGUUAAUUAGACCAUCAACACGAGCGUAUAACAGUAUCUCGUAAGGACCAUCCACGAGAAACGUCCCGAGAUCUCUCGGACGUGUUUGUCAAACACGAGUCUAACAGUGUGCACGCACGAUGAUGUCCUAGAAAAAGUUGCGCUAACUUCUCGCACACGUCUGUCGGACGGGAACGAGUGUGUCUGUUAACAUCGCGGAGACGUCCGGGAAACGUCCUCUAGAUCUCUCAGAUGUCCGUUCGACGAAGUCGUCGGCCGGUAUCGAAUGGCGUCGCGAAUUCAGACGACUCAGCAACGUUCUCUCGGGCGUCUGUUGGACAAACGCAAGUGUUCUGUUUCUUUGUUCCCUCCUCAAGUGGUGUCCCCCCCCCGUUCAAGGGCGUCCACAGAGGGGAAUGUUCCGACGAUGUCCCCUGCGACCGCGCGGGAGAAAACUCUUAGACGCCCUCUUAGAGGUUCCUCGGGCUUUUGUUUCUGUUGUUCGGGAUGCUGUUUGAGAUAAUUGUAAAUCUCUGAGUUGCAAACUCUCGCGUUUAAAUGUACCAAGUACAUUCCCUUUUUGAUACGCUGGUGGGAGCAGAGCGGGUGGGUUGUCUUCGAUGUCGAAGGGCCCCGACGUGAUCGCGCGGUGUUGUCGACCGACGCGCACCGGCUCGAUAUGUGCCUGAGCCAAUCUGAACCGUUUAUUUUUUACUUUGUGCCUUUCACCCUUUUUAGGCCACGCGCCACGCUAAACGGAGAAUUGUCGUGGAACGUGAGGCGGAGUUCAAGCGGCCAGGAUUCGAACGGCCGUCUCGUCCCGAGACGGGCGAUCUGCAUCUCUCGACUUCACCGUACUGUAAGAUACCGCAAGGGUGGCCACGCCGGUGUUUUUCGAGUCGACGAAACUGGGAAAUUGUUGUGCGUAUUGGUAGAAAGGUAAAAACCCGGGGGUAAAAUUGCACGGAACUUUCGACUCGUGCGACGGUCAGUUGAAUCAUCGGAGACUUUGCAUUCGCUCGCGCGGAGAACAAUGUUGGAGGUGAUUCGUGCGUCCACCCUUGAGACAAGACAAGACAGCCGGCACAGUGAAUUGUCAUCGUGCGAUCGUGUCUGACGCUUUGCAGAACAAUAACGAAAUUGUUGAGACACCUCGGUCUGCCGUUCUUCUCUCUCAAUCGCGCAACUCGAAUGCGCGAACUGCUGAGCAAACGCGCGAGUUAACGCCAUAUCGAUAAUAUAAGCAUUUUCGAUAUUUCAACGUUAUCUCUUUUUCAGUGCUUUUCGUGCACUUGCAGCUUUGUUGAUUUGCAUCGCUAAGUAACCUCGGCUACCUUAAGCUCUAAGCUUUAAGUGCGAAAUUUCAUCGGGAGAGAAGUUAAUGAGUCUCUGCCUCGCCGAAGAACGUGUUCUCGCUUUACUUUUCUUAUAAGUCUCUUUUUUGUCUUUUUUCCUUCUCCGUAAAAUCUCUUCUACUUCACGAGACGCAUAGUCGCAUUGUGUGGACACACCGUCCGAAUAUCUCGGCAACGGCGUUGUUGUUCUUCAAAUUAUGAAUCAUCGCUAUUACUGUGUCGUUUUGUCAAUAUUGACCCAUCUUAUAGUACAUUCGACGGAUAUUCGAUUUGCUUGUGUUUGCUCGCACGAAUCGAUAUUGCAAACGUUGGGCCCGUGUUCUCGCCAUGCAUUUAACGUACAAACGUACACAGCUAUCCGAUUUCCACUGUCCGGUGUAUCUCGGUGUAUUCAUGACAUUAUACUCGCGGUGUAUCGUUAGCCGGAGAUCAGACAUUUUACCGGAACGGAGCGCAAGUGCCUCGACAGUCAAUCCCGAGAGAAGGAGGUCGACCGCCACUUGCCGUCGAUGAAAACGUCGAACUCGGCGAAAUAAUACACGGCAAUUCGUCUUGUCGGCUGAAGAAUAACACAGCAAUGGUGCGAUUCUGUAACUCGUUAUUGGAGUUUACGACACUUUCGUUAUCGUUGCGCAGCUUUUGUAUACCGUAGAAAAGCUGCGCAACGAUAACGAAACUGUCGUUAACUCCUCCAAUAACAAGUUAAAGAAUCGCACUACAGGGCACGUAUUACGGACUCGCUCGGAAUUAAGUUAAGUUAUCCUCUAGAUUUCUAUCGUGUUUUCUAGGGAAAACGGAAUUAUUUUCCGAUCGAAAUCGCAUCUGGACAAGUAUCCAUAAUAUAUGCCCUGAAUCGCCACCUGACCAAUACCGAGAAGGCUCUCGCUAUUAGUCCCUGUUGCGACUGGCAACGAUCAUGCUGGCCGUCCCGUUCGCCAAGACGCUAUGCUUGUGCGUUUAUGUUCAUUUUUAUACAUAACGCGACGGUCUUCAUUAACCUUUAGAUUAGUUCGGUUCACUUAGCCGCGAGACCUUUCAUCCUAAUGCAAAUCCGGCAUCUUACGCUUCGUUCAGAUAUGUCUGAAGGAGUUCGGAAUCGGAACGGGCUUAGAAGCGGCGAGUAAGUGGCGUUAAGCUGUGAGAUUAAGAACACGGGUGUUGGUGUCUUGAGAUGGUUCGAGAAUGGAUUGAUACAUGCGCGGGCGGCAAUUGGCGCCAUGGCGUCGACGACGAUGACGACGACGAUGACGACGACGAUGACGACGACGACGACGACGAUGACGACGAUGACGACGACGACGACGACGACGACGAUGAUGACGAUGUUGACAACGAUGACGAUGAUGGUGAUUUCAGGCCAAGAUACCUCGAUCGGGGGUGAUCGGGAUGACUUGUACGAGCGGGGCGGAUUCACACAAUUCAAUGACGCACAAUGACUCGCAAAACGCACUCCGUAAACGCAGAUUGUGAUUGUAGAGUCGAUAUAACUGUAACUCGAAUUAGAAACAUAUACGAGUACAUGAGUACGUUAGAUAGAGAUGUUAUAAUCAGUAACGUUAAUAUUAGAGAAAGUUUUUCGACGAGCAAACGGGGGUUCCCGCCGCGUUUAUUGCACACUGUACCGUUAAGGCGUCGCGAUUUCGAUAUGUCGCGCCAUAAGUAACAUUUUCGCUGUUCGGGCAUUUUGUACGAGAAACUCGCGCCUGUCAGUAUCAGGUGCCUAGCUGUUACUCUCGACAACGGAGAUCAUAGACUCUUGAUUAUCCGCGCGCUUCUCCUCGGUCGAUACGAGUGUCUGAAAAAAGAGUAGUUAUGAGUACACACUCGAGUUGCUUUUCAGAUAUGUUCAAAGGAGGCGUCUGGAGAUCUCCAGCCACGCGAGUCCUUGCAACAUCCGUAUGAACAUUCGUAUUAACCGAAUCGAAUAGUUACCGCCGUGUCAUGGCGG
Harpegnathos saltator (Jerdon's jumping ant) is the source of this 5602-nucleotide messenger RNA. It is a transcript of the gene Syt14, whose product is annotated as Synaptotagmin 14. The record is from RefSeq and is a predicted model, not a curated record. Gene Ontology annotation, molecular function: phospholipid binding. The coding region runs from base 420 to 1910 and encodes 496 amino acids. Lineage: Eukaryota; Metazoa; Arthropoda; Insecta; Hymenoptera; Formicidae. The transcript is spliced from 8 exons.